GCGUUGGACACCAGGUCAAGACUGCGUGUGGUGCCUUCAGGGAAACUUGGAAAUUCGAAUAUAUCACGUUUACAGUCUCUGUGUUAAUACGCUUGAUGUAUUCGUAAACAGCAUUGCAGUCGCCAUACAGUCUGAUUUGUUAUGUAUGUGUGUGGUGCAAAUAGAGCCUCCUUCGUCUGCCGCCGUUAGCACCAUGUUCGGCGUCAGAACCGCUCCGGUCCUCGCUGGAGCGGCCCUGGACGCCCGGCUGACUCGACUGUUGACCCGCCGAACCGUGCGCUCCUCCGUCGGCUCCCACACCGUCACCCAGGCGCAGCGCGGGGGCAAUGCUGCCCCGGCGUUUGACUCCGCAGGCGCCAGGUGCUCCGACCAGCCGCGGUCAGCGAGACCUACUGGGACCAGAACCAACGAGGGCAUCGUUGACUUCGAUCAGACCAGAGAGGCUUAUAAAAGCAAGGAGUCGUGGGAACUGUUGAGAAGUUUGCUGGUCUUCAAACUCUGUUCAUAUGACGUCCUGGUUGACAAAAACAAAGAGAUCAUGGAUCUGGCUCAGAGGCUCCUGGGCCGGAGAGCCUUUGAGCAGUUCAUGAAGAUGACGUUUUACGGGCAGUUUGUGGCCGGUGAGGACCACAAGGCCAUCCGCCCGCUGAUCGAGAAGAACCAGGCCUUCGGCGUGGGCUCGGUACUCGACUACAGCGUGGAGGAGGACAUCAGUGAGGAGGAGGCCACGGAAAGCUUGGAGAUCAAUGGAAAUGUCCACGACAGUAAUGAGAAAACAAAGCCACGCGGAGGGACCGGCGCAUACUUUCAUUCAGAUGAGGCCAAAUGCGACCAUCACAUGGAGACAUUUAUUAAGUGUAUCAAAGCGUCAAGUGGAAGCUCCAUGGAUGGUUUUUCUGCUAUCAAAAUGACGGCUCUCGGUCGGCCUCAGUUUCUGCUCCAGUUCUCUGAAAUCUUGGUGAAAUGGCAGCGAUUUUUUGACUUCCUGGCUUUAAGACAAGGGAAGGGUUAUGUGGCACCUUUGGAUCAGAAGCUGGAGCUGAACCGACUGCAGGAGCAACUGACUCAACUGGGUGCACACACUGACUUCUGCAGCUUGCUAGCUGGUCAAACUAAGGAGUCUUCUGGAUCUGUGGACGUGCUCGACUGGAACACCCUCAUAGACGACAGCAUCAGGUCGACAGCGUCACAUCAACUUGUCGUCCCAAAUGUGCAGACUGACGAACUGGAACCUCUGCUGAAGGAUUUCACACCUGAGGACCAGAGACAGAUGAAGAGGAUCCUCCAGCGAAUGGAGGAACUAGCAAAGCACGCGGUGGAGAACCGAGUUCGGUUGAUGGUGGAUGCGGAGCAGACCUACCUGCAGCCGGCCAUCAGCAGACUGACCCUGGAAAUGCAGAGAAUGUACAACAAACGAGACAAACCUGUUGUCUUCAAUACUUACCAGUGCUACCUGAAGGAAGCAUAUGACAACGUCACUAUGGACCUAGAGUUGUCUCGCCGGGAGGGCUGGCACUUUGCUGCCAAGCUGGUCCGAGGAGCCUACAUGUACCAGGAGCGUGACCGGGCUGAGGAGCUGGGCUACGAAGACCCCAUCAACCCAGACUAUGAGUCCACCAACAGAAUGUACCACAGAUGCCUCGAUCAGGUCUUGGAUGACAUCGCGUCCAACAGGACGGCCAACGUGAUGGUGGCAUCCCAUAAUGAGGACACAGUGAAGCACACAUUACGCAGAAUGAGCGAACUGGGUCUGCAGCCCACUGAGAACAUGGUGUACUUUGGCCAGCUGCUGGGCAUGUGUGACCAGAUCAGCUUCCCGCUGGGUCAGGCUGGCUUUCCGGUCUACAAGUAUGUUCCCUAUGGGCCGGUGAGUGAGGUCAUGCCCUACCUGUCUCGGAGAGCCCAGGAGAACCGCAGCAUCAUGAAGGGAGCCAAGAAGGAGAGGGAGCUGCUGUGGAAGGAGCUGAAACGAAGACUCGCCUCUGGGGAGCUCCUCUACAGCCCAGUGCACUGAAGGCUCCAGGAGAUACUGAGCAGCCAAGAAAUAGAGAAAUAGGAGAACUUUAUCUUUCAUGUUUUUGUUCACUUAGCUCAGACUUUUGUUGUUUGUCAUUACAGUUUGUCUUAAAAAUCAAACAAGCAAAUGUUUUGGAUCAGAUAACUAAUUGAUAAAUAUGACAAAAUAAUAGAUGUUAUCAAGUUAAAGGGGAAAAAUAUGACAGAAAUAUUUAGGGAUCAUUAUUCUAAAUAUAAGGAAAACAUAAAAUAAUGGUGUCCUGUUACUGACACCUGUUUUCAGCAGAGAUUAAAUCCCAUUCGGAGCAUUUGCCUUGUUUUCCAUUGAAAACUGCUCUAAGAAAAAUACUUUUAGAAUUUAAUUCUUUACGCUGACUCACAGUUUGUCUGUUACAUUAAGAUGUUGUGUUUGGAGAUGGCCUCAACACAUUUUUUCUGAGUUAAUGUUCUUUAUUUUACAUUAUAUUGGCCUCCUUCUCCCGCUAGCUUUCCACUCUCUCUGUAUUCCGUCGCUGUGCCUUCCCAUCAUGUGCAGCUUUAAUCUAUCAGGCAGUCAUCUUUACUGCUCCUAGAGGACCCUGUUAAAUGUCAACGCAGUCGGGGGUGAACCCUUUUUUUCAAACACUAAAGUGAUGUGGCGGAACGUCAACAGUCAUGAACGUAACGAGCCUCAUUUAAGUGCAACAUCAAUAAUCACUCGACGGUUCUCAGGACUUUUGAGACUCACUUUUGAUGUGUUUGCUUAUGUAAUGAGUGCAUCAGGAAAUACUGUGUGGUGCAACGGUUGACACAGCUGAACUAGCAAAUCGAACAAAUGUCAGGGAAAAAAUGGUCAUGCAUUCAUAAAGGUGAAGUGGUGAAUGUGAAUAUAUAGCUUGAGGUAAAUUUGAGGGUUUUUUUGGUCUUUGUUACAAACCUUUUUGAAGGAGAUGACGAUUCCUCGCCGGUCACUCACGUGGCUCGCAGCCGGCGAUGACCCAUGAGACAUAAACUCACUUUAGUUACGGUGUCAAUGCCUUUUGUGAGAUUUACGUUUACAUUGUUUUUUGU
Synchiropus splendidus (mandarinfish) is the source of this 3066-nucleotide messenger RNA. RefSeq names its product proline dehydrogenase 1, mitochondrial-like. Gene Ontology annotation, cellular component: mitochondrion. The transcript is spliced from 15 exons. Gene Ontology annotation, molecular function: FAD binding; proline dehydrogenase activity. The record is from RefSeq and is a predicted model, not a curated record. NCBI's taxonomy places the organism in Eukaryota, Metazoa, Chordata, Actinopteri, Syngnathiformes, Callionymidae. The coding region runs from base 146 to 2014 and encodes 622 amino acids.